Mucor mucedo is the source of this 639-nucleotide messenger RNA. Its product is annotated as ankyrin repeat-containing domain protein. NCBI's taxonomy places the organism in Eukaryota, Fungi, Mucoromycota, Mucoromycetes, Mucorales, Mucoraceae. The annotation marks the transcript as partial. The record is from RefSeq and is a predicted model, not a curated record. The transcript has 2 exons. Gene Ontology annotation, molecular function: protein binding.
UUGAAAGGAAACCUGGAUACCGUAAAGAUUCUGGUGGAUGGAGGUGCGUUGUUGAGCCGAACCACGAGAGACGGUCGAACUGCAUUGUAUCUAGCAGUACAAGAAGGUCACAUCCAGCUGUCAAAAUACCUGACAGAUGCGUACCCAGGGGCCAUAACACAGGCCACUAAAUCGGGGAGAUUACCUACGCAAGCGGCAGCUGCUUUGGAAGAUACGACGUCAGCUUAUAUAAUAACGAGAUAUUUAUUAUCCCACACUUCUGAUGAGACAAAGGUGCUGGCCCACCGUGACAACUCGGGCCGAAAUAUUUUGCUGGAUGCAGCGGUGGCACAGAACAUUCAACUGCUCCAGUUUUUAUUGGAUACUGCUGGAGCGGAUCCAAAUGAUUCGGAUUCACUUGGUCGCAACAUGAUUCAUCACGCUGCCAUGAUGGGACACUCCCACCUAUUACAAUUGUUGAGUGGGUUCAAGGUCGAUUGGAACUCACCUGAUGCCUGGGAUGCUUGGACUCCUCUGAUGCAUGCUGCCAGACAAGGCCAUUUACACGUCGUAAAGUAUCUAGUAGAUGUCAUUCAUGUGAGUGUCGAUUGCAAAGACAAGCAAGGAAGAACUGCUUUGGAUAUAGGUAUUUGUUUAUAA